Molecule: messenger RNA, 601 nt
Organism: Drosophila suzukii
Lineage: Eukaryota; Metazoa; Arthropoda; Insecta; Diptera; Drosophilidae
Source: RefSeq, a predicted model, not a curated record
UGGAACUCGAUCAGUUGUUCGGGGGAGUUCUGUAGCCGAGGAUCACGAUGAGGCAGUCCAUAGCGUACAUAGUCGCCCUGCUGAUUGCCCUGGAGUGCUUAACCCCUGGCGACACGGCACCCAUCGGUGAGCAUCCGGAUCAUGCCGGUUGCAUACGGAUAACGAUCAUCAAGCGACCUUUGACCACCACAACGACGACAACCACAACCACCACGACCACCACAACCAGAGCCCCAACUACAGUGGCCACUGGUUAGGAGCGGAAGUUUCCAAGUUAACUAUAAAUUUUGUUGACAUUAAAUAACUACCUAUGCCAACAUUCAUUCAAGUAACUAGCAAUUAAAGUGUACUUAACCUAUAGUUAAGUACAGGAUAAAAGAAAGUAUCUAUGAUUACCUUUUUCCUUUCCUUAACUACUGAUAAAUUUUGUUGACCUUCAAUAACUACCUAUGCCAAUAUUCAUUCAAGUAACUAGCAGUUAAUGUGUACUUAACCUAUAGUUAAGUACAGGAUAAAAGAAAGUAUCUAUGAUUACCUUUUUUUUCCUUAACUACUGAUGAUAUGACUAACAAUUAAUAAAACUUAAAAUUCUAACAGUAUA